This is a messenger RNA of Lasiodiplodia theobromae, 714 nucleotides long. RefSeq lists its product as uncharacterized. Lineage: Eukaryota; Fungi; Ascomycota; Dothideomycetes; Botryosphaeriales; Botryosphaeriaceae. Bases 1 to 714 code for a protein of 237 amino acids. The record is from RefSeq and is a predicted model, not a curated record. The transcript has a single exon.
AUGCCACGAGCCUCCCCCGAAGAUGGCAAAGGUCUUGAGGAUCCCCUAGCGCCAGCCAGCAUCGCUGCCAGCUAUCGGAUGUUUGAUGCUACUGCAGCGCCGGUGCCUCAACAGCUCAGCUAUCACUUCUACUCCUCAUUCCGUCCUGGUCCACGUGAACGGUCUCUCGACCGUGGCAGCAUCAACAAAGUUAUUCAACAAACAGUGCCCGAAAAGACCAUGACUGAUGGCUCCCAUGUCACUGACGCAAAUGACAUCGAAAUUUUGCAAGUAACGGAAGCCACGCCAGGUCCAGCAGCCAAGGGGUUGGAAGCAGGAAGUGACUCUAACCUGAAGAAGGACCUCACCCGCGGGCAGCAGGAAUACCAGAACCCGAAGGAACAUGAGGUGCCCACCGCUCCGAAGAAAAGAUUCAGUGAUAUUGAGCUGCCACAGGUGGCAAGCAAGAAGGCGAAAAUGACAGCGUCGGAUAGCUCUCUCAGCCCCAAUAUCAGCAUCGAUGUGCCGGACAGCUCCAAGACACGUACAGAGGAGCCAUACGUCAGCACCAAGAUCAUUGACGACCGGCCGGCACGAACUGCCGUCCAAAGAAACUCCUCAUAUCAGCACGAGCGUCAUAAUCAAGAUGACACGGAUGAUGACGAGGAUAAGCCGCAGGUGCUGACCGAGGGCCAGAAUAGUACGUCUGAGUCUAUCGACUGCAAAGUUUUCUGA